Striga hermonthica is the source of this 885-nucleotide messenger RNA. Lineage: Eukaryota; Viridiplantae; Streptophyta; Magnoliopsida; Lamiales; Orobanchaceae. The record is from the annotation of a GenBank genome assembly.
AUGCGCCAUCUUGGAAAAACGACCAACGACCACAAAAAUAGAAUCAUGGCCCCGUUGAGUGUGAGGCAGCCCGAGCACGAAAUCCAUGCACAACUAUCGUACAAACUGACGACCAAACGGACUAUACCCCUCUACCGAAUGGAACACCAUCGGAACAACAAUCCGAGGCCCGCUCUUAUUCCCUCCCCUAGCACAAUCCGACGACCUCGACCGAUAACGACCGAAGCCGAAAGUCCCCCCGCGCGGGAGUCCACCAUCCCAGCACUAGAAAAAAUUUUAUCCGAACUUUUGCGCAAGCGAACCAAUUUCGAUCCACUGCAUAACUAUCCAACCUUUCAGUUUUAUCAGCCGAUUGAAGAUAAUAACAAUAUGGCCAGCCAGAGCCAGUCCAGCCCGGCCCAAUCAAUCCAUGAAUUCACUGUAAAGGAUGCCAAGGGCAGUGAUGUCAAUCUGGGUACUUAUAAGGGCAAAGUCCUGCUGAUUGUCAAUGUUGCUUCACAAUGUGGUCUUACUAAUUCAAAUUACACUGAGCUGACACAAUUAUACGAGAAGUACAAAGAUCAAGGUCUAGAGAUACUGGCAUUUCCCUGCAAUCAGUUUGGCUCACAAGAGCCUGGCACCAAUGAAGAAAUUCAGGAAUUCGUGUGCACUCGGUUCAAGGCUGAAUAUCCUGUAUUUGACAAGGUCGAGGUGAAUGGUCCGAAUGCUGAUCCAGUAUACAAGUACAUGAAGUCGAUCAAAAGCAGCAUUUUUGGGGACAGUAUCAAAUGGAACUUCUCCAAAUUCCUUGUGGACAAAGAGGGCCGAGUUGUCGACCGUUAUGCUCCCACCACAUCUCCUCUUAGCAUUGAGAAGGAUAUAAAGAAACUCCUUGAGAAGGCGUGA